Leptopilina boulardi is the source of this 988-nucleotide messenger RNA. RefSeq names its product retinoblastoma-like protein A. NCBI's taxonomy places the organism in Eukaryota, Metazoa, Arthropoda, Insecta, Hymenoptera, Figitidae. Bases 224 to 940 code for a protein of 238 amino acids. The record is from RefSeq and is a predicted model, not a curated record. The transcript is spliced from 2 exons.
UUUUAAAGAAAAAGGAAGAAAAAAACAAUUGAGUUACUAGCUAUGAAUAAAGAAAUGUUCAGAUUAUUAUUACUUGUCAAAAUUUGUUUAAAAAAUAGUAAAUAAAACUUUUGAAAUGUCAAUAAAUCGUCCAAAUGGAUGCAGUUUUUUUUUCAUUAAAAAAAUAGUAAAAAUUCAACAUUUUUAAAAAUGAAAUUUUCAACAUUUUCAUGUUAUAAAAACGAUGGAACUAAGUACUUUGAUUUUAACUAUUGUGAUUGUUCUUCCAUUUUUCAUUCAAUUUCAUUAUUUACUCGAAGAUCCUUGGAUAUUGUGCAGAGCUUUUCAUUAUUAUUCAAGUAAAAGUAGACAUAGAAUACAAAAAGCACCAAGAUUAAUUGUACAUUAUCCAAAACGUCAAUUUCCCAGCAAUUCUUUGAAUUCAAUAAAUAUUUCUGAAACAAGUUUUAAAAAUAUUGAGUCUAAAAUUGAAAAUGAAAAAAUUAUAAAUAAUAAUUUACAAGAUGAAAUUAGUCUUGAUUAUUCAUCAUCAUCGAUAGAAACUGUUAAUAAUGAAAUUUCAUCAUUAUUAUUAGCAAAAAAUAUUAAUAAUAAUGAAAAUUUUGGAAAAUGUCUUGAGAGAAAAAUUUAUGGUCAAAGUCAAUCAUAUACACCAAUGAUGUUAAAUAAUUUUCAACAAUAUAAUUCCACGAAUAACAAUAAUCCAAAGGAUAUUAAUGUGAAAAGUGGAUGUACAGAUUUAAUUCAUGAUAAACAUCAGAGUUUGGAUACAAAUAAUAUUAAUAAAAAUAAUAAUAAUAAUAAUAACAAUGCAAAUGUCGAAUUUCUCUACUCAAGAGAUCUUUUUCUUUUUGAAUAUAGAAAAAGGCCGAAUGUUAAGUCCGAAGGAACACAAUCUGAUAAUAGAAAAACAGGAAGCUCGCGAAUUUUUCGUUUUUAAUAUUGUAAUCUGUGUUUUUGAAAAUGAAAAUGGUCACAUAAAUCUUAA